AAACCUUGACGGACGUUUGAUCGGAAACGGGCUUCUCAAUUGGAUGAUUCGAUCGUUUAUUGGGUUCCAGAAAAGUUGUAUAUGUUGAUUAGAAAUGGAGGCACUCCUUGUAAAGCAUCUCGUUCCUUCCACUCAUGCUAAUCCUUUUGCAAGGAGACGUUUUGGAAAUUGUACAUCAGAAGACUCAAAAUUGCUCCACAUUUUGCCAGUACAAUGGGGAGUCAACAAGCAUAUGCAUUUUUCUCAUUUCACUACACGAUCAAAACAAGCUCCAGUUCAAGAUUUUCAGGAUUUUGCAAAUCCUUCUCGUCUUUUACAAACAACCACGGUAAAAUUGCAGACUAAAUAUGUUCCUGAAGACAUACUUUCUUCCCUGGAGUUGGACAUGUCUAGUUCUUACUACAUGGUUGAGCUGUGCACAAGUAAGGAUUUUGGCUCUUGUUUGAGGGACGUAAAUGCCGCCAUACUGCUUUGCUUGAUCGAUGUAAAUGGUGAUGCAUUACUACAGAGGCUAUCUGCAGUUACGUUAGACCGCUCUAUGCAAGGGAAGGACAUGGAUUCCAAUGAAUCUGUUCACUUUCAAAGAGGUUCAGUUGAUAUUGUCACCUUCAAGGGCUCCAAGUUAGGAAAAAUUGAAGCAUUUUGGAUUGGUCUUGAAUCAGGUUCUUGGAGGCUUGAUGGUGUAAGCUUGACAGUGAUCAGUGGGCCAGUAUAUUUAUCUCCAUUUACUGAAAGUGGAGAUGAAAGUCAGUUUGAUUGUGUGCAAUAUAAAUUUGAAGCAAAUAAUCUACUUCUUGGAGAAGGGGGGAUAUCCAUUGUUGAGCUUAGGCCAUUCUGUAGUACCGAGUUAUCUAGGAUUUCUUUUACAACCUCACUAAAUAUGCAGUCGUUGUCACAAACCCUAUUGCUGAAUAAACAAACAACAAAGGAGGAUAGCAUGAGGGAGUAUGCAGAUCUUAAGUUCUCAUUGCUAGUUUAUGACCUCAUUCUUAUUUCAAGUGGUUCAUCGAUUUUAAAUUUCUCUUUCAAUGAGAAAGCUGCUUAUGCAUUCUUAGCUGGUGGAAUUGGUGGAUUCUUGUACCUUUUGCUGUUGCAAAGGUCGGUCGAUGGAUUGUCUGCACCAGGAAAUCAGUCUGAGAAUGGUGAGAACUUCUUGCAGGCCUCUGGAGGUUUUAAGAGGCAAUGGUUAACUUUGGCAUUGGUCAUCGCCCUUGGUUCCACUGUAUUGAAGUAUCGGAUAGGAGGAACAACCAUAGCAUUGUCACCAACUGAGCUCUUCAUUGGGGUUGCAGGCUUUCUUACAAGUAAGAUAGCUGUGGUUCUGGCAGCAUUUAGACCUUUUGAAAGGAAUUCAAAGAACAAGUAACAGACAAAUGGGAGCUGGUCGAUUUGCAACUCUAUUCAGCAUUACAGGCCCCACAUCUACACCAAGAUUGAUACCAAGUACAAAGUAUAUGACUAAUUAAACCCAGUUGGAGUGGGUUUUAUUGUUUAGGAAGAUCCGCACAUGCAGAUGACGACACAUCAUGGAGAGGAAGGCUUGUGCGAUGAUGAAGGUGAGGAGCUUACUACAAAAGCAUAGCCGUUGCUUUCCUC
Musa acuminata subsp. malaccensis (wild Malaysian banana) is the source of this 1596-nucleotide messenger RNA. The record is from RefSeq and is a predicted model, not a curated record. NCBI's taxonomy places the organism in Eukaryota, Viridiplantae, Streptophyta, Magnoliopsida, Zingiberales, Musaceae.